CUUGCUGCAGGAUGCAUUAAGAGAAGAGGAUCCUUACUCACUAGGCAUGGAGAGCAGCUUGUCAGCUUCCAGCAUGCAGGACCCUUCCUCUUCACCCUUGGAAAAACAGCAAAACUUAGCGAGUGGUAAUGGAGGUCUCGAUUCAGAAGAAGGCUCGAGCCUGGAGGAAAUUGGCUUUAACUGGGGAGAGUAUCUGGAAGAAACAGGUACCAGCGCAGCUCCUCACACGUCCUUCAAGCAUGUUGAAAUCAGCCUUCAGAGCAAUUUCCAGCCGGGGAUGAAGUUGGAGGUGGCCAACAAGAACAACCCAGAUACGUACUGGGUGGCCACGGUCAUCACCACCUGUGGGCAGCUGCUGUUGCUACGUUACUGUGGUUACGGUGAGGACCGCCGGGCUGACUUCUGGUGUGACGUGGUGAUCGCGGACCUGCACCCUGUGGGUUGGUGCACGCAGAACAACAAGGCCUUGAUGCCCCCGGACGCAAUCAAAGAGAAGUACACAGACUGGACAGAAUUCCUCAUUCGUGAUUUGACUGGUUCCCGGACGGCACCUGCCAACCUCCUGGAAGGUCCUCUGCGAGGGAAAGGCCCUAUAGACCUCAUUACAGUUGAUUCCUUAAUAGAACUUCAGGAUUCUCAGAGCCCUUUUCAGUACUGGAUAGUUAGUGUGAUUGAAAAUGUUGGAGGAAGAUUACGCCUUCGCUAUGUGGGAUUGGAGGACACUGAAUCCUAUGACCAGUGGUUGUUUUACUUGGAUUACAGACUUCGACCAGUUGGUUGGUGUCAAGAGAAUAAAUACAGAAUGGACCCACCUUCAGAAAUCUAUCCUUUGAAGAUGGCGUCUGAGUGGAAAUGUGCUCUGGAAAAAUCCCUUACUGAUGCCGCACACUUUCCUCUUCCAAUGGAAGUGUUUAAGGAUCAUGCAGAUCUGCGAAGCCAUUUCUUCACAGUUGGGAUGAAGCUAGAAACAGUGAAUUUGAGCGAGCCCUUUCAUAUCUGUCCUGCAUCAGUGACCAAGGUUUUUAACAAUCAUUUUUUUCAAGUGACCAUUGACGACCUAAGACCAGAACCUAGUAGACUCUCAAUGCUGUGCCAUGCGGAUUCUUUGGGGAUUUUACCAGUGCAGUGGUGCCUUAAAAACGGAGCCAAUCUCACCCCUCCCAAAGGUUACUCUGGCCAGGACUUCGACUGGGCAGAUUAUCACAAGCAGCAUGGGACAGAGGAAGCACCUCCCUUCUGCUUCAGAAAUACAUCAUUCAGUCGGGGUUUCACAAAGAACAUGAAGCUUGAAGCCGUCAACCCCAGGAACCCAGGAGAGCUCUGCAUGGCCUCUGUUGUCAGUGUGAAGGGGAGGCUGAUGUGGCUUCACCUGGAAGGUCUGCAGACUCCUACUCCAGAGUUCAUUGUCGACGUGGAGUCCAUGGACAUCUUCCCCGUGGGCUGGUGCGAAGCCAACUCUUACCCUCUGACCACACCACACAAAACAGUCUCACAAAAGAAAAGAAAGAUUGCAGUCGUGCAGCCAGAAAAACAAUUGCCAUCCACAGUGCCUGUUGAGAAGAUACCUCAUGACCUUUGUUUAUUCUCUCACCUGGACACCUCAGGUACUGUCAACGGAAAAUACUGCUGUCCUCAGCUUUUUAUCAACCACAGGUGUUUCUCAGGCCCUUACCUGAACAAAGGGAGAAUCGCAGAGCUACCUCAGUCGGUGGGACCAGGCAAAUGUGUGCUGGUUCUGAAAGAGGUUCUUAGCAUGAUAAUCAAUGCAGCUUACAAGCCUGGAAGGGUAUUGAGAGAAUUACAGCUGGUGGAAGAUCCACACUGGAAUUUUCAGGAGGAGACGCUGAAGGCAAAGUACAGAGGCAAGACGUACCGGGCUGUGGCCAAGAUUGUACGGACCUCGGACCAGGUAGCAGACUUCUGCCGGCGGGUCUGUGCCAAGCUGGAGUGCUGCCCAAAUUUGUUCAGUCCCGUGCUGGUUUCGGAGAACUGCCCAGAGAACUGCUCCAUUCACACCAAAACCAAGUACACCUAUUACUAUGGAAAGAGAAAGAAGAUUGUGAAGCCCCCGAUCGGGGAAGCCAGCACUGAGAGCGGACACCCGAAGCCAGCCAGACGUAGGAAACGGCGGAAGUCCAUCUUUGUGCAGAAGAAGCGGAGGUCUUCUGCCGUGGACUUGGCCGCAGGCUCGGGGGAGGAGAGCGAGGAUGCGGAUGCCAUGGAUGAGGAUACUGGGAGUGAGGAAACCAGCUCCGAGCUCCGCGAUGACCAGACAGACACCUCUUCGGCCGAGGUCCCCUCUGCGCGGCCCCGGAGGGCCGUCACCCUGAGGAGCAGCUCCGAGCCUGAGCGCCGGCCACCCGUGGAGAGGCCGCGGCGGGGCCGGAGGGCGCAGGCCGCCUCGUGUGCCGAGGGGGCAGAGCAGGGCGCGGCCACCGGCCAGGACCCAGCGGGGGACCCGAAGCAGGAGGAAGAGGAGAGGCUCGUUCUGGAGAGCAACCCAUUGGAGUGGACGGUGACCGAUGUGGUGAGAUUCAUCAAGCUGACGGACUGUGCCCCCCUGGCCAAGAUAUUUCAGGAACAGGACAUUGAUGGGCAGGCACUGCUGUUGCUGACUCUCCCCACGGUGCAGGAGUGCAUGGAGCUGAAGCUGGGGCCCGCCAUCAAGCUGUGCCAUCAGAUCGAGCGAGUUAAAGUGGCUUUCUACGCCCAGUACGCCAACUGA
Molecule: messenger RNA, 2725 nt
Organism: Odobenus rosmarus divergens (Pacific walrus)
Lineage: Eukaryota; Metazoa; Chordata; Mammalia; Carnivora; Odobenidae
Gene: SFMBT2
Product: Scm-like with four mbt domains 2
Exons: 20
Coding region: 47-2725 (892 amino acids)
Biological process (GO): regulation of DNA-templated transcription
Cellular component (GO): nucleus
Molecular function (GO): transcription corepressor activity; histone binding
Source: RefSeq, a predicted model, not a curated record